AUGCAGCUCAAACCUCUCGUCGUUUUCCUCUUCACCACCCUCCCAGUCCUGACAGUAGCCACUAGUCCCGACACAGCGACAAUCAAUGAUAUCUCGAAUCUCACAAAUGAUCUGAAAGCGUUCGACGCCGCCGUCCAAAACUGGGACCUCCAGGAGAAUUCAAGCCCCGCACAGACUAUGAAAGACCAGGCAAACAAGGCCGUGAAAGACCUCAGCCAAACGCUGCAAGACGCAAAGAAGAUCGAGUCCCUCACCCCAGAUGCCCAAGACAAGCUGGUCGCUAGCAUGAAGGAGUUUACAUCUGUGGCUGGGGAUGUUAUCAAGCAUAUGGCUGAGAAGCAAUCUGAAUCUGACAGGGGAGAUGGAUACCGGGGUCUCAUGGAGACCUCGAAUAAGGCGACCGGGUUGUUCUUCAAUGAGCUUCGGAAUAGCCUCGCAAACAAGAUUCCUCAGGAAACGGUACAGGAACUGUCGGGUCAAUUGCAGGGGUUGCAAAAUGGGUUGAACAAGGCUAUAUAG
Aspergillus chevalieri is the source of this 519-nucleotide messenger RNA. RefSeq lists its product as uncharacterized. NCBI's taxonomy places the organism in Eukaryota, Fungi, Ascomycota, Eurotiomycetes, Eurotiales, Aspergillaceae. The record is from RefSeq and is a predicted model, not a curated record. The transcript has 2 exons. Bases 1 to 519 code for a protein of 172 amino acids.